AUGAGUCUGGAUCACGAUCCAAGUCAGCUGCCGCUGACUGGCAUCGUAUCUUCGAGGAUAGUAGGCAACGAUAAAGACGGGCUCCCUCCCACGCCAGCAGCCGAACUGGUCAAUUAUUUCCUUCGGUUUUCCCUGACCAUGGACGAGGCCUUUUCUUAUUUUAUUGACCACCGUUUCUUCAGUCUGCCCCAGCUCGAUGACCCAUGUUAUGCGCCCAGUAUCUCUCACGAGUGGCUAUCAGAAAUUAUAGACGCUUUUGUCAUUGCCGCGACAUCUGGCAAACUUAAUUCUGUGACUCGCGAGGAAGUUUUGGAGUAUCUGCAUCAGGACAAAACUCUUUUCGCUGUUUGCGCUAUUCUCGUUAUGAAGUGCAAACACGAGACAUUUUAUUGUCUCACACUCAUUCGUCCCAAAGAUCCAGCGUGGUCUCAAUGUUUCCGUAAAAUUCAGCAGAUAGAAGUUUUGAACAUGCCCAAGAGGGAGUUCCAUUUACAGCUCGAAGAUUUCCUUGACUUCCUCAUCGGCGGAGGUGACGUGAAGGCACUGGGAAGGGGUCCCUUCAGAGGAACUGAAUCCACCCCGUCGCAAGCGCACGCGCUGGUGGAAGAUGAUUCGGCAUUUGGGGCUUCAAAGCGAGUCGCGAAUGCCUUGUCCAUGUCGUAA
Molecule: messenger RNA, 663 nt
Organism: Guyanagaster necrorhizus
Lineage: Eukaryota; Fungi; Basidiomycota; Agaricomycetes; Agaricales; Physalacriaceae
Exons: 3
Coding region: 1-663 (220 amino acids)
Source: RefSeq, a predicted model, not a curated record